Messenger RNA from Phaedon cochleariae (mustard beetle), 1508 nucleotides. NCBI's taxonomy places the organism in Eukaryota, Metazoa, Arthropoda, Insecta, Coleoptera, Chrysomelidae. The record is from the annotation of a GenBank genome assembly.
AUGAACGAGUCUUUGGAAAAAGAUGUUCUGCAGUUCUCCAAAGUGACCACGAAGGGGUGCGAAGCCUCAACUCGACGGGUUAAUCUCGCAGGGAGAGGAACAAUGGUUGAUAUAGAAAUUUCUUCCGAAAUGAAGAGCUUCAAAUUGUGUAAUGUUAGCGUCCAUAACGAGAGCUUGCCGAGAGAUUGGCAGACCGACUGGGAUGCGUGUGUGCUAUGUCAAGAAGAGACGAGUGAGGACCUGACGCAUCCAGGAAGGAGCCUGAAAGCGGACAAAAGUGUCGGAUAUUCUAAAUUGGCUGAAAAUUUGGAGGAGUUUCAAAAGCUUGGGCAAGUGCCGUUAGGGGUGAAUGUUUCAGCGCUGGAUGUAGGUGCCGGCCUAAAGGAAACCUUGAUUGCCCGGGAAGCAAAGUGGCAUAAAUCGUGCUACCUGAAAUUCAGCACCAGCAAACUAGAGCGGGCCAAGAAACGGCCAAGCACGGAUCCAAUUCCAACCACCUCACCCGUAAAGACCCGAAGAAGUAAAGAGUCCUUCUGCCCAGAUGCGUGCUUAUUUUGCUCUCUCGCUGGGACCCGAAGCAAUGGUCUGAGCAAAGUGUGCACAAUGCACUGCAGUGAAGACAUUUUUGAGGCAGCAAAAAGAAUGAAGGACACGCAAAUGCUGGCCAAGAUUGCGGGGGCUGGCGAUCUUGUAGCACUGGAGGCCUUGUACCACAAUAGGUGCAGAGCAAAGUACAUUAACAGAGUUAAGAGAGCCACUUCAUUGGAUAAAACAGCCGCAUCAUUGGUGGCUCUUCUACUUCUUGAUGAACUCGUCGAUCUGUACGCGCAACAAAGGCGUAUCUGCAUAGACAUUGCCAUAGAGAUACGCCUUGCACGCACACGUCGCUUGCCCACCACAGUGGGCUCAGAUCGUGCUCGAGCUCACGGUAUUGCUCUUGCUGGCUUGAUUAUGUACUUAGGUCCUGAAAAGUCAGAAUCGUUGCUGGGUUUCUAUGCUUUUUCCGGCUGCGACACAGUGUCCUAUUUCAAAGGAAUCGGAAAACUCACAGCCGUAAACGCUUGGCUGAAAUAUCCUGGAGCAACAGAUGGAUUUGAAGCUCUUCAAGACGGGACAGUUGUUCAGGCUAUGGGCGAUUUGAAAGUAUUUGUUGUUUCAACCUACACCGGGACUGCGUCUUGCGAGACUGUGAACGAGUGCCGGAGGGUGUUGUUCACAAAGAGCGACCGUCAGCUGGAAUCCAUUCCACCAACAAGAGACGCUCUGGAGCAACACGCUGAGAGAGCUUUCAUUCAGAGUCGAGUGUGGAGACAAUCUCUGGAGCGUGAACAAAACUUUCCCGACCCAGCAGACUUUGGCUGGAAAAAAUGUGAAGAGGGUUGGGAACCUGUGUGGCGCACGAUUCCUGUUGCAUCUGAAGCUUGUGAGGCACUAAUUGAAUGUUUCUGUCAAAAGGGAUGCGUACCGGCCCACUGCAAAUGCCUAAAAAACGAAAACAUAUGAAACGA